CCCAAAUAUUUGAAGUAAACCCACUCCACAAACGUAAUAAAAAAGCUACUAUCUUCAGCUACGUCUCUAUGGUGAAACCAAUCACGUCACGCCACGUUUUCGAACAGGUUUGUCGUUUUUGGUACCAUCACCAUGGUUCGGGCGUUCGGUGAUGCGCAGCACGCACAGAGCACACAGUAGAAUUAGAGAAUCCCACCCACGAAGAAUCUCAUCAAAUUCAAAAAAAACCUCUUCAUUUAAUCCUCAAUUCUCAAAUCAUUAUUUUUUUUUUCUUUCUGAAACUGGGAAUUUACAAGCACUUCGUCAAACAUCAUUAAACUAAUCGAAUUCAUAUUUAAUGUAAUACCCGUCUUCUCCACAGCAACUCUCUUAUUAUUUCACCAUCAUAUUCCCCCAAAAAAUCAGUAGAGAGAUAAAACCAAAAAACCCCACCAAAUAUUCUCCUGUGAAAAACAACCGAAUGCAAUAAAGCAAACCCUUCUUCUCCUUCUUUUGUUUCUGCUUCCUUUUCUUGCUAUUCGGAUUGUUUUUCAGCUACUAGAAUAUUUAUGAUGGCUCAACCGGCGAGGAGGUAUUAUGUGGUGGGGGAUUAUAUGGUUGGGAAGCAGAUAGGGGCUGGUUCUUUCUCGACGGUGUGGCACGCCCGCCACCGCGUCCACGGCACAGAAGUCGCCAUCAAAGAAAUUGUCACCGCUCGAUUGAAUCCCAAAUUGCACGAGAGCCUCAAGUCUGAGAUUUUUAUACUCAAAAGAAUCAAUCACCCUAAUAUUAUCCGCUUGCACGACAUGAUCGAGGAAUCUGGAAAGAUAUACAUUGUUCUGGAGUACUGCAAAGGGGGUGACCUUUCGAUGUAUAUUCAACAACGGCAUGGAAAAGUCAGUGAAGCAACUGCAAAGCACUUCAUGCAGCAGCUUGCGGAGGGUCUGAAAGUUCUUCGUGAGAACAACCUCAUACACCGGGAUUUGAAGCCCCAGAAUCUACUUCUUUGCACCAAUGACGAUAACAGUGUCCUGAAGAUUGCUGAUUUCGGGUUUGCCAGGUCUCUACAACCUAAAGGCCUUGCAGAAACCCUAUGUGGUUCGCCACUGUACAUGGCUCCAGAAAUAAUGCAGUUCCAGAAAUACGACGCAAAGGCAGAUCUCUGGAGUGUCGGUGCCAUUCUUUUUCAACUCGUCACUGGAAAAACCCCAUUUACAGGCAAUAAUCAGCUACAGCUGCUACAAAACAUUAUGAGGUCAAUUGAGUUGCAGUUUCCACCGGAGGCCAGGAAUUUGAGCCCCCACUGCACAGACUUGUGUAGAAAACUGCUUCGUCGUAAUCCAGUGGAGCGUCUGACAUUUGAAGAAUUCUUCAACCAUCCAUAUCUUUCCGACAGGCAGCCUGCCGAGUCAUUCAGGAAUAGGCAACCACAAAGAUUAUUAAAUGAUUUCCCACAAUCCGAGAGGAAUACAACAGCCGAAAGUUCACAAGAUUAUUGCUUACCCUUUAGUCUAGACGAUGAUUCCAGCUCACCUCCAUCUCCGAAAAACCCCACCAUGAGAUCCACUUACGGGUUUUCUCUUGAUUCGAAAUCUCCUGCAAACGUGGCCCCACGUAAAACAGAAAUCACCGGGUCCCGUCUGGGCAGCAGGCAACUUUCAGAUAGGAAUCUAAAAGAUUCUCUUAAAAUUACGGAUCUUGGAUCGCUAGAUAAUCAUCCAAAAGUUGUAGAUUCAUUAGAGUCAAUCGACCGGGAUUAUGUAAUCGUGUCAGGUCAUCCACUAGAUUCCUCUUCUUCAGCACGUGCAGUCAACCAAAGCCAUUCUCCACCUAAAACCACUAUUUCGCCACUCGAUUCCGGAAAUAUAAACAUGGUGUCCAGUGGACCACAGCCAAUGAUUGGUCGAGAAGACGAUAAUGGGAUUCUAGAAAGUCGAAUCUUGAUUCCUACAACUUCCGAAAGGUCAAUGGUUACAACAGGUAACACUUUAGAGCAGCCGUCAUCUGACUGCAUGACGAGGAUCAAGUCAUUACAGCAUUGUGCUUCUUGCAUUACCGCAUUAGUGAACGAAAAGAUUGGGGGAGGAAAGCAACUCGAGGCGUUUUCAGUUCAGCUCGUAAUUCUUGCUAUAUGGAAGCAAGCGUUGCAUAUAUGUCAUACUUAUGCAGCGUCGGCUAGUGAAGGAAGUUCGAGCCAAGAGACUACCAGAUUGAGAGAAGCUUCCAGGGCUCGAGAUUCUCCAGAUUCCCGAGAGUUUACUCUUGAUAUUGCUAAUGCACAAGAGCCACACGAUAUUUGUUUGCAGAUAGAGAGAGCUUUUCUUGGUGAAGUUGAAACUGCUGAAGAACUUGCUAAAGUGAUAGAGCCCGGAAAUAUGGAGAUGCCAGAUGCAAUGGAGUUGGUGUUUCAGUCUGCCCUUGCAUUCGGCAAAAGCGGAGCUGUUGUUGAAUAUAUGGGGAACGUGGAAAAUGCGGUGGUUUUGUAUGCAAAGGCAGUGGAUUUGCUAGUGUUUCUACUAGUGGAAGCUCCAUGCCUGAUUCUAAACCCUCCGUUUUCGCUGACAAACUCGGAUCGGUAUCGUAUACGUAAUUACAUAGAUGCCCUCAAUAACAGGAAAAAGAUUUCACAGUCUCAAAGAAUGGCUUUGUUCAAAGCUGACGUGGAUCGCCCCUGCACCUCCUGAAACUCAUCUCAUGUUUUCUUCUUUCUUCUUCUCUGGGCAUGUAAAUAACUUUGGUGUGCUUCUGGAAAUAAAUAAAUAAAUAAAAAUUGCCUCCCAAAUAUUAUGAUUUUUUUUUUUUUGAACAUAUCAAAUAUUAUGAUAUUGAUCAUUAAGUGAGUUAGUG
Messenger RNA from Erythranthe guttata (spotted monkey flower), 2826 nucleotides. Its product is annotated as serine/threonine-protein kinase ATG1c. Gene Ontology annotation, molecular function: ATP binding; protein serine/threonine kinase activity. Gene Ontology annotation, cellular component: cytoplasm. The record is from RefSeq and is a predicted model, not a curated record. Gene Ontology annotation, biological process: regulation of autophagy; peptidyl-serine phosphorylation. NCBI's taxonomy places the organism in Eukaryota, Viridiplantae, Streptophyta, Magnoliopsida, Lamiales, Phrymaceae.